CACUCAAUGCACGCCACGGAAGGACGAAGUGGAAAAGGCACAGACGACGCGGCCGGCCCGGCGUGGUGGAAUCCAAACGGGGCCGCCGCUCGGCAGGCGGCAGACGGCAGACGCGGUGGGUGGGGAAAAGGGACAAGGGAGGGAAGGCAACGCCGCAACCAAGCUAGGAAACCCUCCUGGCCUGGCCUGUGCACCCCUGCGUCCCCGCGAGUCGCCGCGCACGGGAGCGCUGGCGUGCGAGGCUAGAUCGUGACGGCGGCUCCCAGGAUGGCGAACGGGAGCCUCUGCGCUUGGUGCUCUGCCGUCGUCUUCGCGCUGGCGCUUCUCAGAGUGGACGGCUAUCUUGUGGACAUCACCUAUGUGGAAAGCGCCGCGGCGAAAGGAGCAGUUUGUCUGGAUGGAAGUGCGCCGGCGUAUCAUCUGGCGCGCGGUUUCGGCUCCGGGGUGAACAGCUGGCUGGUUCAUUUCGAGGGAGGAGGAUGGUGCAGAAAUGUCACCACCUGCCUGGAACGGAAGCGCACUAGGUUGGGAUCGUCCAAGGAGAUGGCGAAGCAGAUUGCCUUCUCUGGGAUCCUGAGCGACACCCCAGAUUACAACCCAGACUUUUACAAUUGGAACAAGGUCAAGGUUAGGUACUGUGAUGGUUCAUCUUUCACCGGCGAUGUUGAAGAAGUGGAUCCUUCUUUCUAUUGCUUUUGUUUAGACAACAAAGCUACACUACAGAGGUGCAAGAGUAUGGCAAGCUGUUAUGGAGGACCUGCUUGCCAAAGGAAUGAAAAAAGCCGAAAAUGCUGUUCGGCUGGUGGGUUAACAUCCAUACUACAUUGCGACAAAUUUCAUGAUCUUCUGCCAACGGGUGCCAAAGUUAAAUGCCUUUCUGAUGCUGGUUUCUUCAUAAAUGAGAAGGAUGUGGCCGGAGUGGGGUACAUUGCUGCCUUUUUCAACGAUGUAGUUACAACACAUGGGUCAGCAAAGAAUUUACCAUCUUCAUGCACUUCGAUGUUACCUCCAGGCAUGUGCUUUUUCCCCCAGAAUGAGGUGAAACAGAUACAGACACCUCUGUUCAUCCUCAAUGCAGCGUAUGAUUCAUGGCAGGUAAGGAACAUUUUGGUGCCUGGAGUAGCUGACCAUCACGGUACAUGGUCUACUUGUAAGCAUGAUAUAGAGCUGUGUUCUGUGACGCAACUUCAGAUCCUGCAGGGAUUCAGGGACGAUUUUCUGAAGGCGGUUGCAGAACAAGGGAACUCCGGCUCCAGAGGAUUGUUCAUAAACUCAUGCUUCGUGCAUUGCCAGUCGGAGACGCAGGAGUUGUGGUUCUCAUCUGACUCCCCCAUGCUUGGAAACACGACGAUAGCAAACGCAGUCGGGGACUGGUUCUUCGACCGCAGCCAGAUUCAGAAGAUCGACUGCCCUUACCCUUGUGACUCCACCUGUCACAACCGGAUGUACGACUCAUCGGAAGCAUAGCAAUUACAGCGGCCUCACUUCGUCCUGCCAUUCGUCACGUUACUAUAUUUGACGCUUCCUUGCUGCUCACAGUAGAGCGAUGCGUCGACAUCCAUUGAUUUUUUUUACACGAAUAAGACCAGUGCCAGCUUUUAACGGGGCUAGCGCCGGAGGCUUGAUGCAAUGUUAGGUACAGUACAAGGGAUAGUAGUAGCUGUUUCCGGUGUUCCACUGCCAUGUUAUGAUCAUUCCCCUGUAUUUUCGUCUGAUACCCACAGAACAGCAUCCACAUUGAUUUCACCGAAGUGAGGUGGCAUAGAUUAUUUCA
Messenger RNA from Phragmites australis (common reed), 1774 nucleotides. Its product is annotated as pectin acetylesterase 8-like. Gene Ontology annotation, molecular function: pectin acetylesterase activity. Gene Ontology annotation, biological process: cell wall organization. NCBI's taxonomy places the organism in Eukaryota, Viridiplantae, Streptophyta, Magnoliopsida, Poales, Poaceae. The record is from RefSeq and is a predicted model, not a curated record. Bases 268 to 1467 code for a protein of 399 amino acids. The transcript is spliced from 13 exons. Gene Ontology annotation, cellular component: plant-type cell wall.